Messenger RNA from Lobosporangium transversale, 1905 nucleotides. RefSeq lists its product as hypothetical. The transcript has 4 exons. The record is from RefSeq and is a predicted model, not a curated record. The coding region runs from base 312 to 1814 and encodes 500 amino acids. Lineage: Eukaryota; Fungi; Mortierellomycota; Mortierellomycetes; Mortierellales; Mortierellaceae.
UGACGGCUAUUCAGGUGGCUCAAGAAAAGCCUACCUCCAGCACAUUUGACAGUCAGGCACGGUCGUCGGUAACGUCUACGGGAUCAUUCAGCAUUGUGAAUAGUGCAAAUGCUCUGGAGGAGUCUGACCUUGACUUUGGUAAAGUUGGUUUGGGUUCCAGUAUCAGCACCUCUCAAAAGAGUGACGAGACUACUUCUAAAGCUACACCUUUGUUUGGAGGUUCAUCUACUUGUGGAUCGGCACCAGCCUUCGGAUCAGGCCCUGCAUUUGGGUCCGCUGCAAGCUCAAAGUCUGGAGGAAAGGGUCUCGAUAUGCCAUUUGUGAAAUUGCCUCGCGCUCCUAAAGGCACUAGAGACUCUUUGGAUUCCAACACGGAUGAUGACGAUGAUGAAAACGCCGUAGUUUCGGACAGUGACAGCUCCCCUGUUAUCAAGAAUAGAGAGGUGAAGCUCUCAACAUCUGCAGAUUUCGGAAAGCCAUCAACUGAUAACAAGAGCAGUGAGGGAGGUCUCGAAUCAUUCAGCCUGUCUUUGGGUGGAGAUCCGACAGCUUCGACUGGAGCCAAGUCAUCCCCAUGGGGUACGAGCUCAACAUCUUCAUGGGAGUCAAUCAGUAAGUCUUCAGCACCAGUGAGUGGCUGGGGAAUGACUAGCACGUUGGGCUCAGCAUUGCCAACUUCUACUACGACUCCUGCGGUGACAUCUUCAGCAACACCAGCUCUCAGCGCGUGGGGCUCAGGAGGCAGUGGUUUUGGUCUGAGCUCGCAGCUUGGAUCAACAUCUACUACGGCAUCAGGCUUUGGACAAACAUCUAAACUCGGUAGUGACACAAGUGUCUUUGGCCAAACGUCUACAUUAAGCCCUGGUUUUGGGCAAAGCUCACAGAUUGGCGGCGGUACAAGCACUUUUGGCCAGGCCUCCACUUUGGGCUCUGGCUUUGGACAGACAUCUCCAUUGGGGGCUGCAACAAGCGUAGCACCGGCCUUUGGUCAAACGUCCUCCCUAGGCAGUACUGGUACCAGUGCUGCGCCUGCAUUCGGUCAGACUUCUUCGUUGGGAGGCACAACCACUGCUACACCUGUCUUUGGUCAGGCUUCACAGCUAACAGGUUCAGGGUUUGGACAGACAUCGCAAUUUGGAACAGGGGCUGCAUUUGGACAGACGAGUCAACUUGGCUCUGGGACAGCCUUUGGACAGACAUCAGCAGUUGGAGCAGGAUCAGGAUUUGGAAGCGGAUCUACCUUUGGACAGUCCUCUACACUAGGAUCUGGAGUGGCAUUUGGGCAGACGUCUUUUGGACAGCCUUCGCAACUUGGAGGAGGGUUUGCAAAAGUACAGCCUACAUCAUUUGCGACACAGUCCAACUUUGGGUCGUUUGCAGGUUCGGGCACGAAUGCGUUCGCGGCUCUUGCCAGUAGCGGUACGAAUGUGCUCGAUCAACAAGCCAGCCAGGGUAGUGGAUUCGGUGACAGCAGCAGCAAUAACACUUUUGGAAGUGGUGGAAACACAGGCAGUAUUUUUGGAACAGGUGGAGGAUUUGGUAAUAGUGGAGGAGGAGCAUCGGUCUUUGGAAGCGGAAGCGGUUUUGAAAGUGGAGGAGGGUUUGGCGGGGCCAGUAACAGUGGUUCAGGAUUUUCCUCUUUUGGUACUGGAGGCGGAUUUGGAAGCGCUUCAGGCUUUGGGGCCGGACAAGGUGAUGGUGGUUUCGGAGCAGCAGGCAACCAACAAGGCUUUGGAGGACAGGGUACCACGCCGGCCUUUGGCACAAGCUCGAACAUCAAUACCAACAAGUCAUCUUUCCAAGGAUUCCGAUGAACGUUGUUAUGGUUCGACGCAACUAUAUUAUACCGAAGAGUUGUUAGUAUCAGCUGUAAAGCCAUCUCUACAUGAAUUGAUACUAGACGAG